AUUGAAAUAUGUCUUGCGGUGAUGACGAUGAAUUUGAACCGCGAAUUACACCAAAACCCGCUCCUAAACUUGAUUGCUUUACAGUACCAUCUGUACCUGAAGUUUCUCUAAUAUUUGAUAAACCUUACAAGAUUCCAGAACAUACACAUUUACCAUUUGCAGAAUCUAAAGGUUUAACAAGUAAAAAUAAUGGUUCUUUUUCAUCAAAUCAUAAUGGAUCAUAUGCAGCUUGGAAAGAACAGAAUUAUUUAAGGAAAUCGUCAUCUUCUAAAGUCAAUGAUUAUACAACUCCUCUGAAAGAACAAUCUAAUCAAAAUUACAAUGCACAUUCAUAUUUGACAAAAGAUAACACCGGAAAUACUUUAAAUGAAUCCAAACGAAAGAGUUAUACUUUAAGAGAAGAUAUUUAUAAUUCUUCAAAAUGCAAACAAAAAACAAAUAAAGGAAGCAAUGAAUCUCUUCAUAAACAUAAUUAUGAAGGAUAUGAAAGUAGUGCAAUGUAUAAAGAUCAAAACACAAAUGUAAAGAGUCAAUGCAGCAAUAAAAUAAGACACAUAGAUUCUUUGUCUGCUACACCACAUAUUGUCAAACCUUGCAUAAAUGCUGACAAUUACAUUGUUAAAGAAAAUGAAUAUUCUCCAUUAUUGUAUGAAAGACAAUUAGCAGCUCAUAGUAUUAAUCAACAAAAAGGAUCAUAUAAUGAUUCAGUUCCUGACUCAAAUCUACAAAACUUAUCUAUUAAUCCAAAUACUUUGCAACGAAAUGAUUUUCAAUUCCCAUAUUACUUAAGACAACAGCACCCUUAUUUCAACAUGAAUGCAUAUUCAUUUCCUCAACUCCAUCCUUAUCCUACUAAUAAUACGGAUAAUCAAGAAACAUUAAAGAACUUACUACAAAUUAUAAAUAAUCAAAAUGAACAGAUCAAGUCUUUACAGACACAAGUGGAUAGAUUAUUAAAAAUGCAAGAAGAAACUCUAAAAGAAAGAAGGUGUUCUUGUUUCUUUCAAUCACAAGAACAAAGUACAAACUCUAAUGAUAUUUUAGAUACUUCUAAUUAUAUUACUGUGCCAGAAAAUACAAGAAAUACAAGAGAAUCUUCUCUUACAGAUAAAAGAAAAGAGAAUUGUAACAAAGGUGAAAAUCUAAACCAAAAUGAAUUGAUAUUAACAGAUGCACAAUCAAAAAAAGCAUUUAUGGGACAAAAAGUAUCAAUUGGUGUAAUGACAAGUUUUGAAUUAACUGUACAAAAUAAUCCUUUUACAGUAGAUAUUGAUAAUUAUGAAAAGAAAGAUACUCGACAAAAGCAAGAAAAUUUUAAAGUGUGUAAUAGUGUUGGUCUUCAUGAUACCAAUGAGUCAUUAAGAAGAUAUAAAAAUUCUUUUACUCGAAUACCUAGUGCACAAUUAGAAAAUAUAGUUGAAGAUUCAGAAAGUUAUAUGUCAUCUAGUCAACAACAAAGUAGUAAUUUAAAUGCAACUACUUCUACAAGGGAUUUAGAGAAACAAGCUUAUGUAGAUAUUCGAAAAGAAAUAGAUGCCCAUAUAUCUGAAUCUCCAAAAUUAUGUAAAGAAGUGACAACAAAUAAAACUGAAGUUAGAAUAAAAAAAGAUUUAAAAAAUUGUAAAGAGAAAACUAGAAAUUAUGAAAAUACAAAAACACCAAUGAUUCAAAGAACUGCUGAAUAUAGUGUUCCAAGAAGUAGAAAGAUUGAAGCAAAUACUAUUACUAAUGUAAAUCAGGAUAACAAAGCAAAUAUACGAGAUAAUGAUUCUGUAAAAACAAAUAAUGUAAAUAAUUCUUGUUAUUACAAUGAUUGUCAACAAGAAGGAUUUAAACAAAAUUCAAAUUGCAUUGAAGACAGUCUGAUCUUAAAUGGUGAUGAUUUGAAAAUAAAUGAAAGACUACCUAGUCCAGAACCAAGUCUUCAUCUUGAAAUGCAGGAGUACUCCAGUGAUGAUGAUAGUGAAAAUGUUAAACGAAGUUCAAACUUGGGCUGGACACUUUACAAUGAUGUUCUUGAACAAGUAAAUCAAUUAUUACAAAAAUCUGGUAUUAUAGAUGAACAACAGAAACAAACAAAAGUAAAUCAAAAUGAACGCGAUGAAUCUGAAAGUAGAGUAGCAUUAGAUCCUGUAAAAGUAGCUACAUUAGAACAACUUAAAAAACUUGGAAUUAGUUUAAGUGAAAAUUCAGAAGCUAAAGAAUUGAACAGCAGUAACAAGAUGAGAUUUGAUUCAGCAUAUUAUCCACGUUUGGAUUAUCAAACAAACAUGACACAAGCUACAAGUGCUGUAAAUGAAACAAAUACAAGUAUGCAUAUGAAAGCAUUAGCUUUAAAGUACCUAAGUAAUGAACAGCUUGCUGAAUUAGCAGUACAAAGGCAAAGUGCAUCUGUUAAACAUCUCAUGGUUAGCAACUUGCAAGGAACAAAUAUGUCUUUUGCCACAAUGCGUUAUUUAGAAAGAUAUCAGUUAGUUCCAGGAAAAACUAAUAUUCAAAUAGAAGAUAUUAAUACAUUGCAAAAUGAAAUGUCUCCAAAGGUAGAUUUAAAAGUUACAAAUCCAAGAAAUAGUCCAAAACAAUUUCCAUUUAAUCAAACACCGCAAACUUGUCCCAAUAAGAUUUUAGACAUUUCAGCUUUAAAACAACAACCUAAACUCUUAUAAAUAACAAACGAAAAUUAUAAUUUUUCAUUCCCUAAAAUUGUUAUCUUUUUGAUUGUUAAUCCUUAUUAUUAUAAUUUUGAUUAUUUCUAUGAAUAACGUAUAAUUGUAUCUAUCAAUAUAUGCUGCUUGAUUGACCGCAAAUAAUAUGCAGUCGUGAAUAGUUAUUUGUAAGCAAUCAAAGGGUUAAAAAUAUUUAUAUUCAAAAGAAAAUAUCUUUACAUUAUUUAUUUCAUAUAUAAUAAAUACAAGAAUUUUUUU
This is a messenger RNA of Frieseomelitta varia, 2924 nucleotides long. Its product is annotated as MATH and LRR domain-containing protein PFE0570w-like. Gene Ontology annotation, biological process: smoothened signaling pathway; protein localization to centrosome; mitotic spindle organization. Bases 9 to 2666 code for a protein of 885 amino acids. The record is from RefSeq and is a predicted model, not a curated record. The transcript is spliced from 4 exons. Lineage: Eukaryota; Metazoa; Arthropoda; Insecta; Hymenoptera; Apidae. Gene Ontology annotation, cellular component: centriole; centrosome.